AUGGCCGCUCCAACAAUCUUCACCGGUGAAGCCCAUCCGCUACAGGUCCUCCGGCAAGACCAAAUAUUAGAGUUUUGUGCUAUCACGGACUCUUUAGAAUACGCAGAUGCGGUGGCGCUCUUCGGUCAUAGCAACCCCGUCAUGCGAGUCCUGGAGGUCGGCGCUGGGACAGGCGGAACUACCCGGAAGAUCCUCCAGGCACUUACCUCGUCUAAUGGCGAGCGGUUGUACAGCAGCUGUACCUAUAGCGAUGUUUCAGCGGGAUUCUUAACGACAGCACAGGAGCAGUUUGCCGACUGUGAGGGCAGCCUUAGAUUUCCACGCCAAGAAACACUGAUCAUGUUUUAG
Molecule: messenger RNA, 348 nt
Organism: Aspergillus eucalypticola CBS 122712
Lineage: Eukaryota; Fungi; Ascomycota; Eurotiomycetes; Eurotiales; Aspergillaceae
Exons: 1
Coding region: 1-348 (115 amino acids)
Source: RefSeq, a predicted model, not a curated record